GAGCAAUUCCCAAAACACCAAACCCUUUGUCAAGAAAAUCACCAUCCCUCUUCUCUUCUUUGUUUCUCAAACCCUAAUUCCAUCGUUUCUUCAUUGAUCUUUCGUAAACUUUAUAUUUGUAUACAGAUUGAUUGAACCUAUAUAGAUACGAGACUGAGAGAUGAGUGGUUCGGCUGAUAAAUUAGCUCACUUUCAAGCAAUUACAGGUCUCCAAGACGCCGAUUUGUGCACCGAGAUCCUUUCUGCUCAUGGGUGGGACCUUCAACAAGCUAUCUCUAGUAUUACUUCAACAUCAGAUUCCGAUCACGCCACUUCCGCUACCGACAAUAUCGCAGCCGACAGAUUUGAACAAUCAGGAUUUGUUGCCGCCGAGGGUGCAGGUCCACCAGGUUUAGCAUGGAAACUCAUCUCGCUUCCCGUUUCCAUCGUUUCUGGAAGCCUAGGGUUAGUUUCCGGUGCUGUUGGGCUUGGUUUAUGGGCGGUUGGUGGUGUUCUCUCUUAUUCCCUAAGCAUGAUCGGGUUGACUAAUUCCGGACGUAAUGACGGAUCGCCCUCGACUCCUUUAGUUUCUCUGUCAACGGCAGCAUCAGAGGCGAUGGAUUUUGUGUCCAAGUUCGAGGGUGAGUAUGGAGAUAGACAUCCGGAUUUUGUUUYCGAGGGUUUUAUGGACGCGUUACAGCGGUCGCGGCAUGAGUUCAAGCUGUUAUUUGUGUACUUGCACUCGCCAGAUCAUCCUGAUACACCAUCCUUCUGUGAGGACACUCUGUGUUCCGAGGUUUUGUCAGCGUUUGUAAAUGAGAACUUUGUCGUUUGGGGUGGAAAUAUCAGGGCAAGUGAAGGGUUUAAGAUGAGUAACAGCUUGAAGGCUUCCAGGUUUCCUUUCUGUGCUGUUGUUAUGGCAGCUACUAAUCAGAGAAUUGCUUUGCUCCAGCAGGUUGAGGGACCUAAAUCACCUGAAGAAAUGCUUACAGUGUUGCAGAGGGUUCUUGAAGAAAGUGCCCCAGUUCUUGUAACAGCACGGCUUGAUGCUGAGGAACGUCGAAAUAACAUACGACUGAGGGAAGAACAAGAUGCUGCAUAUCAAGCUGCACUUGAAGCUGAUCAAGCCAGGGAACGACAGAGGAGGGAAGAGCAAGAACGACUAGAAAGGGAAGCUGCUGAAGCUGAAAGGAAGCAAAAGGAAGAAGAAGAGGCUCGUGAAAGAGCGGCACGUGAAGCUGCUGAAAGAGAAGCUGCAUUAAUUAAACUGCGUGAGGAAAAAUCACUUUCUUUGGGCCCUGAACCUGAAAAGGGACCUGAUGUUACACAGGUAUUGGUUCGGCUACCAAAUGGAGAACGAAAGGGAAGGAGGUUCCAUUGUAGUGCAACAAUACAAUCUCUAUACGACUUUGUUGAUUCUUCAGGUAUCUUGGAAAUGGGAAGCUACACUCUCGUCACCAAUUUUCCUCGUGUUCUGUAUGGUCCGGAGAAACUCUGUUUAACACUGAAAGAAGUUGGAUUACAUCCUCAAGCCAGUCUUUUUGUGGAGCAGAAAUGAUAGAGGUGAACAGAAGUUCAGUUUCCGUGGUAUAGGAUUUUGUUUUUGUCGUUAAUCAAGUCUUCUAUCUAACCUUGAUGAGCGAAGAAGACCAAUUCUGUGGUUAGGACCAAGUUGUCAUCAAAUAUUCAUUGUUAACGAUGUAAUAUUAUGCAGAUUAGUGUUAGUCUGGAUAUGUAUUGACCUAGUAAAUAAACCAGACCCACAAACAGAAUGCUUUGUUCAUUUUAUGAGAUAACGGCUAUAUCCC
This is a messenger RNA of Cynara cardunculus var. scolymus (artichoke), 1787 nucleotides long. Its product is annotated as plant UBX domain-containing protein 10-like. Gene Ontology annotation, molecular function: ubiquitin binding. The record is from RefSeq and is a predicted model, not a curated record. Gene Ontology annotation, cellular component: endoplasmic reticulum. The transcript has 4 exons. Bases 161 to 1537 code for a protein of 458 amino acids. Lineage: Eukaryota; Viridiplantae; Streptophyta; Magnoliopsida; Asterales; Asteraceae.